Quercus robur (English oak) is the source of this 1923-nucleotide messenger RNA. Its product is annotated as xanthotoxin 5-hydroxylase CYP82C2-like. Gene Ontology annotation, biological process: defense response to other organism. The transcript has 2 exons. The coding region runs from base 211 to 1779 and encodes 522 amino acids. Gene Ontology annotation, molecular function: oxidoreductase activity, acting on paired donors, with incorporation or reduction of molecular oxygen; iron ion binding; monooxygenase activity. The record is from RefSeq and is a predicted model, not a curated record. NCBI's taxonomy places the organism in Eukaryota, Viridiplantae, Streptophyta, Magnoliopsida, Fagales, Fagaceae.
ACAUCAUGACAUUGGGAGCCACUACAACCCACCACAAACCCGACUAGUUUAGCAACAUGAGUCAUAUCAUUCAUAAAUGUAAUAGGGCCAUGUCAUAUUCAAAUUAUUGCAAUUAGUCAUACUUUCACUGUUUUUCUCCUUUUUCUCACCAUUAAAGAAACCAUGAAAAGUUCAUAGUAUACUCUGCUUUCCCUUAAGUUUCAGUACAUCAUGGAAAUUGUUUCUCAUCUCCUUGCAAUUGCAGGGGCUUUUGUACUGGUACUAUUGUACAAUCUAUGGAGGCUGAGAAUUGGUAGUCACAAAGGUAAGGGUAUGUUGGCUCCGGAGCCAUCAGGUGGCUUGCCAAUCAUAGGUCACCUGCACAAACUAGGUGGCCAAAACCCAGUUGCCCGAACCUUGGCAGCUAUGGCUGAUCAAUAUGGUCCCAUAUUCACAAUCCGAUUUGGUAUGAAAAGUGCAAUUGUUAUUAGCAAUCAUGAGGCUGUCAAGGAUUGUUUCACUACAAAUGACAAGGCUUUGGCUGCUCGUCCAAGGUCUAGCCAUGGAAAGUACCUUGGCUACAACUAUGCAGGAUUUGGGUUUAUCAACUAUGGAAAAUUCUGGCUCAAGAUGAGAAAGAUAACCAUGCUAGAACUCCUCUCUAGUCGUCGGCUUGAGACACUAAAGAAUGUGCAAGUUCUUGAGGUCGACAAUUUGAUUAAAGAUUUGUACACUCUUUGCAUGAGCAAAGGGCACAGCAACCAAGCUAAGGUGGUGAUUAGUGAGUGGAUUGAGCGCUUAACCCUCAAUAUAAUUACUAAAAUGAUUGCAGGGAAAAGAUAUUUUGGAAACUUGAAUGAUGGGAAUGAUGGAGAGGCAAAGAGAAUAGGGAAAAUUAUUAAAGAGUUCAUGUAUGUGUCUGGGGUCCCUGUUGUUUCGGAUCUAGUUCCAUUUCUAGGAGGGCUUGAAUAUUUUCUGGGCCAAGUAAAAUCCAUGAAGCGAAUUGCAAGGGAAUUGGACACUCUAGUUGGAGGUUGGGUUGAAGAACAUGCUAUGAGGAGGGCGGAAACUGAACUAAACGACAAACCGGACUUCAUUGAUAUCAUGUUAUCUGUAAUUGAGGAUGAUGGCAUGUUUGGCCAUACGCGUGAAACCAUUAUCAAGGCAACAGCAUUGAAUCUCAUCUUGGCUGGGUCCGACACUACAUCUCUUAACUUGACAUGGCUCCUGUCUAUAUUAUUGAACAACAAGCACGCUUUGAAGCAAGCCCAAGAAGAGCUCGAUCUCAAGGUUGGUAGAGAGAGAUGGGUGGACAACCAUGAUAUCAAAGACCUAAUUUACCUCCAAGCCAUAGUGAAGGAAACCUUGCGCUUGUACCCACCAGGCCCCUUAUCAGUUCCACAUGAAGCCAUGGAGGAUUGUCAUGUAUGUGGCUAUUAUGUUCCAAAGGGUACUCGUGUUUUUGUCAAUGUGUGGAAGUUGCACCGAGAUCCAAGGAUUUGGGAUGACCCAGAUAAGUUUUUUCCAGAGAGGUUCCUCACAAAACAUGCAAAUAUAGAUGCUUCAGGGCAACAUUUUGAGUUCGUACCAUUUGGGUCUGGUAGACGAUCUUGCCCAGGUUACACAUUUGCCUUGCAAGUAUCUCACUUGACACUAGCUCGAUUACUUCAAGGAUUUGAGUUCACGACACCAUUGAAUAUGCCAGUAGACAUGACUGAAGGCUUGGGCAUUACCUUACCCAAGGCAACUCCCCUUGAAGUUCUUCUUAAUCCACGUCUUGCUCCAGAACUCUAUCAAUGACAGAGAGAAAUAUAGACUAUGCUUGACUAGAGUACAUGUUUUUAAUAAGUUUUCGCGCUUCAAGAGUCUCAUGACUUAAUGACAUUGCCCAAUCUUUUUUACUAGGAGAAUCAUUAUGUAGUCUUAUUUAGGUACUUUCCUGUA